AUGGGACAAGAAGCAACAUCUAAACCCAUCAAUCUUUCUGAUGAUAUUGUUCCUCGUGUGUUUUCCUAUUUCCAACAAAGUGUUGUAAAAUAUGUUAAGAACUCAUUUGUUUGGUUUGGACCAACACCAAGGGUAACCAUCACAGAUCCUGAGAUAAUUAAAGAUGUACUUAACAAAAACAACGAAAUCCGAAAGAAUAGUGUGAGUCCGCUUGUCAGGUUAUUAGUUAAUGGCCUAGUAAACCUCGACGGAGAAUAG
This is a messenger RNA of Lathyrus sativus (Indian pea), 258 nucleotides long. NCBI's taxonomy places the organism in Eukaryota, Viridiplantae, Streptophyta, Magnoliopsida, Fabales, Fabaceae. The record is from the annotation of a GenBank genome assembly.